Molecule: messenger RNA, 1266 nt
Organism: Asparagus officinalis (garden asparagus)
Lineage: Eukaryota; Viridiplantae; Streptophyta; Magnoliopsida; Asparagales; Asparagaceae
Product: putative F-box/LRR-repeat protein 23
Molecular function (GO): protein binding
Source: RefSeq, a predicted model, not a curated record
GUUGCCCUUUUUCUGUAGGUAGGGCAAAGCCAAAAAAAAAAAAAAAAAAAGAUCGUGUGCAUCUGUUGUUGAUAGGAAAGUAGUAAAGCGAUGAGCAGCGGGGGCGGCGGAGGAGAAGCCGAAAAGGGGAAGGAGAAAAAAGAAGAAGAAGAAGAAGAAGAGAGGAAUUGGGCGGAGCUGCCUCAUGAUGUCCUGUCCGUAAUUUUCAAGAAGGCAGGGGCGGUUGAGAUUCUGAUGAACGCCCAGUUAGUCUGUCGUCCAUGGCGUAAUCUAUCCUUGGACCCUUCCAUCUGGAAGGUGGUGAAGACGAUGACAUGUCCAGGGGACGGCAAUGAUGUAGAAGGGAUGACAAAAGAGGCUGUGAUAGGAGCCAAGGCCAAUUGGAGGUCUCCCCUUGAAUACCUCGGCUCUGAUCAUCUCUUGUCCUACGUCGCUGACAGGACUAGUAACUUGAGGUGCCUCCGGCUAAUUUCAGCUUAUGGCAUUAGCGAUGAGGGGUUGUGUGAAGCAGUUGGUCAGUUGCCCCAGCUGGAGGAGCUUGACAUUACAUUUGGGUCAUACAGUGAAAGAGUAUGUGAGUAUGUUGGUAAAGCCUGCCCACAUCUUAAAUGCUUCCAUCUUAAUAAACAAGGAAACAGGUAUGAUCAAUUUGAGAGUGAUGAGGAGGCACUGGGAAUAGCGAACAACAUGCCUGAGUUGCGCCAGCUCCAACUAGUCGGAAACAAGCUCACUAACAAAGGGCUUUCAGAAAUUGUUGAUAGAUGCAUUCACCUUGAGCACCUCGAUCUCCGCUGUUGUUUCCGAGUGAAUCUGGACUCAGAUGCAAAUCUUAAAGCAAAAUGUGCGAGAAUUAAAGAGCUGAGACUUCCGUAUGAUUCCACUCAUGAUUAUGGGUUUAUGGCUGAGUGCGAGUGGGAUGGGUAUUUUGAUGGUGAAGACGACUACUAUCCGUCUGGCUAUUCUGAUAUUGAACUGAUGUAUGAUGAUUUGUUCCUGGACUAUUCUGACAUUAGCGAAGAUGGCUAUGACAUCUUUUAAGCAACAUGAUUCUUUGUUGCCUAGAAACUUGCAAGUGCCUGUCUGCGAAUUCUGCUGAACUAAGUUAUGACAGGAUUCUGGUAUGGUUUUGUUGUACGUAUCUACAGUUGUGUUUACUGUGGAUUGGGGUUCUGAGGGACCUGUUUCUUGUGUAAGACCCUCGCGCUGAAUGCAUUUGCAGCAAAAUGUUUAGUGAAAAACCAACUCGGCAUUUUUUAAUCUCGCAAA